Molecule: messenger RNA, 739 nt
Organism: Coregonus clupeaformis (lake whitefish)
Lineage: Eukaryota; Metazoa; Chordata; Actinopteri; Salmoniformes; Salmonidae
Gene: sap18
Product: Sin3A-associated protein
Exons: 4
Coding region: 92-553 (153 amino acids)
Biological process (GO): negative regulation of DNA-templated transcription
Cellular component (GO): nucleus
Molecular function (GO): transcription corepressor activity; transcription factor binding
Source: RefSeq, a predicted model, not a curated record
ACUAGUAUUUAUUUUCUGCUGCUACCGUGGCUAACGUUACUCGUUGAAAGUUCCAUUUAAAAUUUGGUUAAAUUAUCAAACGCUGUCAAGAAUGGCUGUGGAAUCAAGAGUCACACAAGAAGAAAUUAAGAAAGAACCUGAAAAACCUGUCGACAGAGAGAAGACGUGUCCACUUCUACUGCGAGUUUUCACCACCACCAAUGGCAGACAUCACAGGAUGGAUGAGUUUGGUAGAGGGAACGUUCCUUCCAGCGAGCUCCAGAUUUACACCUGGUUGGACGCUACGCUGAAAGAGCUCACAAGUCUUGUGAAAGAAGUCUACCCUGAAGCUCGGAAAAAAGGCACACAUUUUGGCUUUGCCGUAGUCUACCCGGAACCUAAGCGACAAGGUUACAGGGUAAAGGAUAUAGGCAACACAUUGUCUGGACGGAAGGGUCCAGAUGAUGCCAUGACCUUACAGUCACAGCGAUUUCGGAUUGGAGACUACCUGGAUAUCGCCAUCACCCCUCCCAACAGAGCACCCCCUCUACCAGGGCGCAUGAGACCCUAUUGAUACCAGAGGGCCUGCCUAGUUUAAAAGGUCCCCCAAUCGUAUAGAAGUCGUAUGAUAGGAGUAGGAGAUCAGUGUUCUUUCUACUGAUGUUUUUUUUAAAAUCAUCAAAUUGUGUUCAAGUACAAAUCGAUAGUACUACCAUGUCCUCCUUUGGGAUUGUUUUGAAUUAAAAUGUUUCAUUUACAA